Molecule: messenger RNA, 876 nt
Organism: Endocarpon pusillum Z07020
Lineage: Eukaryota; Fungi; Ascomycota; Eurotiomycetes; Verrucariales; Verrucariaceae
Exons: 1
Coding region: 1-876 (291 amino acids)
Biological process (GO): spindle assembly
Cellular component (GO): HAUS complex; cytosol
Source: RefSeq, a predicted model, not a curated record
AUGAGCAAUCUAUCCUUACCGUUUGCACCACUACUCUCACCCACCAAAGCUCGCCGAGACGCUGCGGAAGCCAGAGACUGGGCCUACGUCUCCUCCUGGCUAGCAAAGAAAUAUUCUCCUCAUCCUGUUCCUAAGUUCGAACGUAACGGCGAAACAUUGCGUACAUUGCUUGAGCUAGCAGCAGUGAACGAGGCUGCGGACCGGGAAGCCGACUUGGUACAUAAGGCUGAAGAGGAAGAGUUGAGGACGUAUGAGAAUAUCUUUCAGACGCGUGAAGGACCCCAUCGAGAUGUUGUAGAAGCGUUAGAAGGCGGCUUAGAUGAGCGUGGGAGCAAGGCUCUGCAUGAUCUGGCUGAAGCAAGUGUCAUCUUGGGAACACUGUCCACAGACCCAGUGAUGAUGGGCAAGAGAAUCAUGGAGCUGUCACAUGAGAAAUUCGAGAUGAACGAACAGCUGAGAAGGGUCAAUGACCUUCAGAGCCAAUUGGUCCGAGAAAUGGAAAGCAUGAGGUUGGACUUGGAGAACAUAGAGUCGCAGGUAGAUGAGGUUGCGCAGGAGGACAUGGAGCAGCGGACGGCUCAGUUGAAUCGAGAAACUAAGCAAUUCUCAACCAAGCUGGAACAGUACAUUGAACGAAUUGCUUCGUUGGAGAAGUUCGCAAUUGUAAGUCCCAGCAUAGCCGAAGUGAGAGAGCAAGAACAGAGGGUGAAGAAGGGACAGGCAAGAGUCAAAGCACUAGACAGGAAAAUUGCGGAGUUUCACGGUCUGCCACCAGACUUGGAGAUCGCAAAGAUGGAAUAUAAACGAGCUCAAGGUGAAUUGCAAGGACUGACGCGUCGGAGGGAUGAAUUAUUUGAGGGAAUGGUGGAGAGCUGA